Molecule: messenger RNA, 2277 nt
Organism: Alosa sapidissima (American shad)
Lineage: Eukaryota; Metazoa; Chordata; Actinopteri; Clupeiformes; Clupeidae
Gene: sapcd2
Product: suppressor APC domain containing 2
Exons: 6
Coding region: 224-1690 (488 amino acids)
Source: RefSeq, a predicted model, not a curated record
AGUAAGGUCCACAGAGCGUUUGAGUGGGUUGGCAAGAUACACCAUAAGAAGUGUUGUUUUCGUUCUAUUCUUACAAUACACUUUAUUCCUCUGGAUACAUCACUGGACGAGAACAGAAGAGUUUCAUGAGUUUCAUCCGGGGCGAGCCAAAGCACAUAUUCUUUAUUUUUACAUUUAGAUGACGGAAGAAUUGAUCUGGUUUUGGUAAAAAACUGAUAACUUCAUGGCUUUGGUAGCAAGCGAUCGCAGUAGCAAAGUGAACGGCUUGGCGAGCAGUUGCAAGGCUGGUACCAAAAAAGAAGGGACACUGAGUAAGACAGCCGGUUGUAAAAUAAACAUGCAGUCGAAGGACGCGGAGUUUACCACGGAGGGCUUGCCGAAAGCAUUUCUUCACAGUUUGAGAACUCUUUUUGACAUCCUUGAUGAUGCGAAGCGAGGAUAUGUGCAUAUAUCGGAAAUUGAAAGUCGGUGGCAGGGUGCAGAAGCGCAGGGUUUACCCAGCGGUGUUCUGGACUGCUUGAGGCGGGUUACCCCACCGCACGGCUGCCUGACUUUCGAACGCUUCGUGGCGGGGCUCCGGAACUCCAUGCUCAAUCCAGAAAAUGGUAACUUCAAGCACCAACCUUCUACACAGGGGUCAUAUCCAACUGGACCGAAGUCGCAGCCCCACACUCAUAAAACUGGUGUAUCCACGGGGUGCUCCGUAGGGUCUCGGGGUUAUGAGAACAAAGUCCGGCCACUUGGACCAAGCAAUAUGACCAAUAUGCACCAUAACCGCGCGUCCUCUCUCCAAAGCAGACCAAGGCACCACGAAGACGGAUACACCACAUCUAGCAAACAAGGGGAACACUCCCAUUAUAUAUCGGCCCCUGCUCCUCAACGAUAUGGGACUACCGGCUACGAGAGAACUGGCAGAAGUUUAGAAAGGAUUCCUGUCGUACCAGAAAGCGGCACGUAUCGGACCGAAUCGGUUCGGGUUGGUAAAAAGGCCCAUCAUCAGAACCGCAUGCGGUCUAUUGAAUCACUGGCACUCGAAUCGCCACAGCUCCAAAAGCAAAGUUCUGUGGAGCCUGUUGGUCUCCCCCGAUCACAGAGUGAGACGACCACAGGCUUCAGUGGCUCCAGGCGCCACUGCCGGAGCCGCGACGAACAGAGGAGGCACACCAUCACUAAUGGAGUCGAUUAUGGAAUGCUGAAGCAGAUGAAGGAGCUGGAACAGGAGAAGGACUCUCUGCUGGCGGGGCUUGAGGUGGUGGAGCGUGCCCGCGAGUGGUACCAGGCCCAGAUCCACAGCGUCACCGAGAGACAGAGGCUCGUUGGCCAAAGCAACCUCUGCUCGGAUUUCUUGACCGAAUCCAAUCAAAGUCGCAUUAAUGUCCUACUACCCAAACUACAGGAAGUCAACCGCUGCCUUAAUGACCUCAUAUCCUGUUCGGGAAUGCAGCAAUCCUUCUCCCCCAGUGCACAGCCCCCCACCAUCUCUCCCAGUGCCCAGUCCUCUGCCACGGCCCCCCCACAGGCCAUCCAGAGACUGAAGGACCAGAACCGGCUUCUUACACAGGAGGUAACAGAGAGGAGUGAGCGCAUCACCCAGCUGGAGCAGGAGAAGUCAGCCCUCAUAAAACAGCUCUUUGAGGCCCGUGCCAGAAGCACUCACGACAGCAGCACCCUGGACUCCACCUUCAUCUGAGAUCCCCACCACAACCACAGUGGCAACCACGCCCACAUAACCACAUAACCAUAUGACCACAUUCACCCAGCAAACAUCGGCAUGCAUUGGGCAGAGACAGCUAGCAGCAGCACACGAUUAAAAGAAACUCCCAGUGUUUCGGACUGUCUCCUGGAUUCUAUCAGUAUUCAACCACUUCACGCAAGACAGCUUUCCUGGAUUUUGUUGCUAUCUGAACUUUUUGAACAAACUUUCUGACUGACACCAUCAAAGAAUCCUAUAGCUAAACAAGUGGAGCUACAUAUGAUUCUCCAACAUGAUGUGACCUCAAUAAUCUUGAUUCUCCAACAUGAUGUGACCUCGAUAAUCAGGCUCUACUUAAAAGUCUUCUCUACGGUUAUCCUUGUCCAGUGAGUAAUAACAAUUAGACAAAAAGCAUGAGGACAGAUGCUAAGGACGUACAGAACCUCGGAUGGUUCCACCGUUCUGUCAUCAUACCAAAUUGACAAGGACCCUACAGCCUUUUACCAUUCUCCUAGCCUGACGAGCCAGACCCACAUUAAAAUGUAGGGUCUGGACACUCACCGUUCGCAGUGCUCAGUCCGAGG